This is a messenger RNA of Striga asiatica, 483 nucleotides long. The record is from the annotation of a GenBank genome assembly. NCBI's taxonomy places the organism in Eukaryota, Viridiplantae, Streptophyta, Magnoliopsida, Lamiales, Orobanchaceae.
AUGAUUUCACCAUAUGCUUGGCGAAUCAAGAAGAGUAGUCCGCCGGGAGUGACCAGCCUCUGUGCAAAGGCUUCACGAACAACAGCCCUCCUUUCCGACGACCACCAUAAGCGAGAGCCUCCGAGAUUUACGCCUGUGCCACCGGGAGGAUUCGAAUUUUCGGCCAGGUUCUAUCCGUGCAUCACCUUCACGAUCGAGCAGCCUAUCGCCAGCGUCAUCCGCCUCACGUGUCGCCGCGUGCGGCCACCGGCGACCCGGAUCUGUUUGAUUUUCCCGACGGCCAGCCACGACAACCCCGGCGGUCCUCGUCAAGUCAAUCCGUCACAGCACCACGCGCAAGCCGAGCCUAGCAGCUGUCGCACGUCGCCGAACCGCCGCCGGGUUCUGCUCCCCUCCAAGGUUUUCCAGUUCAGGCCGCCAACGACGGUUGUCGGGAGCUCUGAGCGAGGGCGUGGAGAAGAGGAAGGGAAUUCGAGAAUUUGA